Molecule: messenger RNA, 3125 nt
Organism: Pipistrellus kuhlii (Kuhl's pipistrelle)
Lineage: Eukaryota; Metazoa; Chordata; Mammalia; Chiroptera; Vespertilionidae
Gene: RHBDF1
Product: rhomboid 5 homolog 1
Exons: 17
Coding region: 136-3015 (959 amino acids)
Biological process (GO): regulation of protein secretion; regulation of epidermal growth factor receptor signaling pathway
Cellular component (GO): endoplasmic reticulum membrane
Molecular function (GO): serine-type endopeptidase activity
Source: RefSeq, a predicted model, not a curated record
CGGACGGGCGGGCGGGCGCGCGGGCGGGGACUCGGCGCGGGAGCCCUCCCGGCCGGCGGCGGCGGCCCCUCCCCGAGGCCCAGGACCCCAGGACCCCGGGCGGCGGCGGCGGCCCGCCUUGCUGCCCCCGGAACCAUGAGCGAGGCCCGCAGGGACAGCACGAGCAGCCUGCAGCGCAAGAAGCCCCCCUGGCUGAAGCUGGACAUCCCAGCCGUGGUGCCGGCGGCGGCGGCUGUGGCGGCCGAGGAUCCCGGCUCCCUGCCGGCCGGCCCUGGCCAGCAUGGGCUGUGGGUCCAUCCGGCCCAGCCCGCUCACCACGACCCCGUCACCCAGCCCCCGAGACGCCAGGCUUUCUUGCGGAGCGUGAGCAUGCCGGCUGAGACCGCCCACGUCCCUUCGCCUUACCACGAGCCCCCGCGGCCGGUGCUGCAUCGGCAGACAUCCAUCACGCAGACCAUCCGCAGCCGACAGGUGCGCUUUGGGCGUGUCCACACGCUGCCCCUCUUGGGCUCCCCUGCAGCCCGCAGGGCCCUCCCUCAGCGCCGGUCCCUCUCGCGGUCCCUGCUCAGGGGCACCGCGGACUGGUUCGGAGUGAGCAAGGACAGUGACAGCACCCAGAAGUGGCAGCGCAAGAGCAUCCGCCACUGCAGCCAGCGCUACGGGAAGCUGAAGCCCCAGGUCAUCCGGGAGCUGGACCUGCCCAGCCAGGACAACGUGUCGCUCACCAGCACGGAGACGCCCCCGCCGCUGUAUGUGGGGCCAUGCCAGCUGGGCAUGCAGAAGAUCAUAGACCCCCUGGCCCGGGGCCGGGCCUUCCGCAUGGCGGAUGACACCGCGGACGGCCUGAGCACCCCGCACACGCCCGUCACCCCCGGCGCCGCCUCCCUCUGCUCCUUCUCCAGCUCCCGCUCAGGCUUCAACCGGCUCCCGCGGAGGCGCAAGCGUGAGUCUGUGGCCAAGAUGAGCUUCCGCGCGGCCGCGGCGCUGGUGAAGGGGCGCUCCGGGCGGGACGGCACCCUGCGCCGGGCGCAGCGCCGCAGCUUCACCCCCGCCAGCUUCCUGGAGGAGGACACGGCGGACUUCCCCGAGGAGCUGGACACGUCCUUCUUCGCCCGGGAAGGUGUCCUCCACGAGGAGCUGUCCACGUACCCAGACGAGGUGUUCGAGUCCCCCUCGGAGGCGGCGCUCAAGGACUGGGAGAAGGCGCCGGACCAGGCGGACCUCACGGGCGGCGCCCUGGACCGCUCGGAGCUGGAGCGCAGCCACCUGAUGAUGCCCCUGGAGCGCGGCUGGCGGAAGCAGAAGGAGGGCGCGGCGGCCCCGCAGCCCAAGGUGCGGCUGCGGCAGGAGGUGGUGAGCGCCGCGGGGCAGCGGCGCGGCCAGCGCAUCGCCAUGCCGGUGCGCAGGUUCUUCGCCCGGGAGAAGCGGCCGUACGGGCUGGGCAUGGUGGGCCGCCUCACCAACCGCACCUACCGCAAGCGCAUCGACAGCUACGUCAAGCGCCAGAUCGAGGACAUGGAUGACCACAGGCCCUUCUUCACCUACUGGCUCACCUUCGUGCACUCACUCGUCACCAUCCUCGCCGUGUGCAUCUACGGCAUCGCGCCCGUGGGCUUCUCGCAGCACGAGACCGUGGACUCGGUGCUGCGGAACCGCGGGGUCUAUGAGAACGUCAAGUAUGUGCAGCAGGAGAACUUCUGGAUCGGGCCCAGCUCGGAGGCGCUCAUCCACCUGGGCGCCAAGUUCUCGCCCUGCAUGCGCCAGGACCCGCAGGUGGACAGCCUCAUCCGCGCCGCCCGGGAGCGCGAGAAGCACUCGGCCUGCUGCGUGCGCAACGACCGGUCGGGCUGCGUGCAGACGUCGGAGGAGGAGUGCUCGUCCACGCUGGCGGUGUGGGUGAAGUGGCCCUCUCAUCCCAGCGCUCCCGACCUGGCGGGCCACAAGAGGCAGUUUGGCUCUGUCUGUCACCAGGACCCCAGGGUGUGUGAUGAGCCCUCCUCCGAGGACCCCCAUGAGUGGCCAGAUGACAUCACCAAGUGGCCGAUCUGCACCAAAAGCAGCGCCGGGAACCACACCAACCACCCCCACAUGGACUGCGCCAUCACGGGCCGGCCCUGCUGCAUCGGCACCAAGGGCAGGUGUGAGAUCACCUCCCGGGAGUACUGUGACUUCAUGAGGGGCUACUUCCACGAGGAGGCCACGCUCUGCUCUCAGGUGCACUGCAUGGAUGACGUGUGCGGGCUCCUGCCCUUCCUCAACCCCGAGGUGCCCGACCAGUUCUACCGCCUGUGGCUGUCCCUCUUCUUGCACGCUGGCAUCCUGCACUGCCUGGUGUCCGUCUGCUUCCAGAUGACCGUCCUGCGGGACCUGGAGAAGCUGGCAGGCUGGCACCGCAUAGCCAUCAUCUACCUGCUGAGUGGCGUCACUGGGAACCUGGCCAGUGCCAUUUUCCUGCCGUACCGGGCAGAGGUAAGGCCGCCCCGGGACCCGGCCCCGGAGCGUCUCCGCUCGGCUCCUCAGUCCUGCUUCGCUCCGGGCCGUGAGGCGGGGCGGCGGUGGGUCCAGGGGUCCUGCUCAGCACCCCCUCCCCCCCAGGUGGGCCCGGCCGGCUCGCAGUUUGGCAUCCUGGCCUGCCUCUUCGUGGAGCUCUUCCAGAGCUGGCAGAUCCUGGCGCGGCCCUGGCGCGCCUUCUUCAAGCUGCUGGCGGUGGUGCUCUUCCUCUUCACCUUCGGGCUGCUGCCCUGGAUCGACAACUUCGCCCACAUCUCGGGCUUCAUCAGCGGCCUCUUCCUCUCCUUCGCCUUCCUGCCCUACAUCAGCUUCGGCAGGUUCGACCUGUACCGGAAGCGCUGCCAGAUCAUCGUCUUCCAGGUGGUGUUCCUGGGCCUGCUGGCCGGCCUGGUGGUCCUCUUCUACUUCUACCCGGUGCGCUGCGAGUGGUGCGAGUUCCUCACCUGCAUCCCCUUCACCGACAAGUUCUGCGAGAAGUACGAGCUGGACGCCCAGCUCCACUGAGCGGGGUGCGGGGGCCGGGCCUCCAGCGGGCUGGAGCCAGGCAGACCGUCUGCAGGCUCCGGGACGCCCCGCCGAGUCCUGGACGCAGACCGUGGAUCCUCUCUUACUUC